UCUCCGUUGUGUUUCUCUGCAGCUGCUCGGCAGUAUGACCGAGUGUUUGUGUGUGGAUGUCCAGAGUCUGGGAGUGUGGAGGCAGCUCUACACCAAACACUUACCCCAGUCCAGUCUUCUGUUGAACCAUCUAGGGAAGUCCUGGAAAGUCCUGCCACCAAAGCUCCGGAACAACCUCGAAGAAACGAUCCAGUCCUUCAGAGUGACCAAUGAGGAGAUGAAAGACACCGUUGAAUGCCAGGAGCUUCAGGAGUGUAAUAACCUGUGCCAGAACCUGCAGGUGAAGAUGCGCGGGCGUGGGUUCCCCUGGUCCAAAAUGUUCAUGGUUCUGCUCGUGUUUGCCGCCGGCUUCAUCGCACAGGACAUCAGGUCCCAUGGCUCCUUCGCAGAAUCCACCACAGCCUUGCAUCUGCGCAACUCAGGGGUCACAGCCGUAUCUCAGCAGGCCUUGAGCAAAAUAAAAGUGUACUCAUCACAGGGCUUCAGCUGGUUGGAGACCAACACUCCUCAUUAUUACUCCGAGUGUGCUCGGGUUUUGGGGCCGCUAAUGGACCAAGGCAUGGAAAAGACAAAAACAGCAGCCAUGUUCAUCUCUGAAAACACAACGCAGUUUAUUCUGUGGGUCAAAGAAAAGACGCCGCAGGCCAUCGAUUGGGUGAUCACCAACACUCCCGACAGCGUGUUCACGGCGUUGGCGUAUCUGAAGGAGCUGCUCCUCUCGCUCCAUCAGAACUACAUCCUGCCCGCGCUGGCUUUCAUUUCUGAACUGUUACAGCGAGCGUGGACAAAUCUACAAGAGUCCUGCAAGUCAGUAACUUAAGAGCUUCUUUUCACA
Messenger RNA from Notothenia coriiceps (black rockcod), 835 nucleotides. Its product is annotated as transmembrane protein 214-A-like. The transcript has 7 exons. Gene Ontology annotation, cellular component: Golgi apparatus; endoplasmic reticulum. Lineage: Eukaryota; Metazoa; Chordata; Actinopteri; Perciformes; Nototheniidae. Bases 35 to 820 code for a protein of 261 amino acids. The record is from RefSeq and is a predicted model, not a curated record.